CGAACAUCUUUCACACUAGGUGCUAUGUCAAAGAUAAGGUAUGCAGUGCGAUUAUUGAUGGUGGUACUUGUAACAACGUUGCUAACACAACCAUGGUGGAAAAAUUAGGAUUGCCCAUGCUGGGACACCCUAGUCCGUACAAGUUGCAAUGGUUGAAUGAUAGCAGUGAGGUAAAGGUAAACAAACAGGUGUUAGUUGCAUUUCAGAUCGGAAAAUACGAAGAUGAGGUACUUUGCGAUGUCAUUCCAAUGUAUGCUGGGCAGUUGUUGUUAGGGCGACCAUGGCAGUUUGAUCGACGAGCCAAGCAUGAUGGGUUUACCAACAAAUACUCUUUUGUACUCAAUCAGCGUCCAAUCACUCUUGUACCUUUGACAGCCCAACAGGUACCAGCCUAUAGGAGCAACCCUGAGGAGACAAAGGAGCUUCAGAGGCAGGUAAGUGAAUUAAUGGAGAAAGGGUACCUGAGGGAAAGCACGAGCCCAUGUGCUGUUCCUGUUCUACUUGUGCCUAAGAAAGAUGGGACUUGGAGGAUGUGCGUUGAUUGCCAAGCCAUCAACAGCAUUACGAGGGAGAUGAAUGGAAAACAGCCUUUAAGACAAAACAUGGAUUGUAUGAGUGCUAAAACUUGGGAAGAUUGUUUGCCACAUGUUGAAUUUGCUUAUAAUCAUACUGUUCAUUCUGCUACUAAAUUUUCACCCUUUGAAAUUGUGUAUGGGUUUAAUAUGUUAACUCCAUUGGAUUUAUCUCCUUUACCGAUGUCUGAGCAUGUUAAUUUAGAUGGCAAAAAGAAAGCUGAGUUUGUGAGGCAGAUUCAUGAGAAGGCAAGACUCAACAUUGAGCGAAGAACAGAGCAAUAUGCAAAGCAAGCCAGUAAGGGGCAUUCUAAGCUGGUCUUCAAACUUGGAGAUUGGGUUUGGUUGCAGAUGAGGAAAGAAAGAUUCCCAGCACAAAGGCAUUCCAAAUUGCUUCCAAGAGGAGAUGGUCCUUUCCAAGUCUUAGAGCGCAUCAACAAUAAUGCUUACAAACUAGAUUUUCUAGGUGAGUGCAAUGUUAGUGCCACUUUCAAUGUUACUGAUUUGAGUCCUUUCGAUGUAGUAGACAAUUUGACGACAAAUCCUUUUCAAGAGGAGGGAAAUGAUGUAAAUCCAAGUUUGACUUUAAAGGAUUCAAUUCAAGUUCCCAUUGGACCAGUUACGAGGGCUCGAGCUUAGAAGUUCAAGGAAGCGCUUAAUGGGCUGAUUUGAGAAAUAUGGACUCAAGCAAAUUCGUGGAGGCCCAUUGAGGGAGUCCAUGUGAGCCUCAGAAUUACAUCAGCCUAAUCCAAGUUCUAGAAGACUCUAUCAAAGCCAAGCCUAAUCUUUGCAAGUAAUGGUCAUGAACUUUGGGCAUGAACUCAGCAAGCAUUCUGGCUCAAAUUUAUUACUUUCCUUUUUGGGUUUUGGCUUGCAUGCCAAGUUUUUCUUUCU
Messenger RNA from Rubroshorea leprosula, 1466 nucleotides. The record is from the annotation of a GenBank genome assembly. Lineage: Eukaryota; Viridiplantae; Streptophyta; Magnoliopsida; Malvales; Dipterocarpaceae.